Messenger RNA from Perca fluviatilis (European perch), 3291 nucleotides. It is a transcript of the gene map7a, whose product is annotated as microtubule-associated protein 7a. The transcript has 15 exons. NCBI's taxonomy places the organism in Eukaryota, Metazoa, Chordata, Actinopteri, Perciformes, Percidae. Gene Ontology annotation, cellular component: microtubule cytoskeleton. The record is from RefSeq and is a predicted model, not a curated record. Gene Ontology annotation, biological process: microtubule cytoskeleton organization. Bases 455 to 2428 code for a protein of 657 amino acids.
UCCCUUUGGCCACAUCCAUCUAGCAAGCAGGCAGUGUGGUGGGGGAAUUAAAGUGACACAGCUAUGUUCUGUGAAAGUAAAGCAGAGCAGCUCACAAGGGUGAGAUCUUUAAAGGGGGAAUAGCCUUUUAAUAGACAAGCCUCAUUGAGUAUCCUCUUCAGAGUUCUAUAGCCUUAAAGAAGACAGGAGUUAAUUUGUGGAUAACCUUGAAUUUAUCUCUAACCCUUUGGACAGGGGGGUGCUUUGUUUAUAUGCUUUUCUCUCUAUUGGUUUAUAAGGCACAGAUGAACAAGCAUCUGAUGCAGAGGGUACUUCUCCGCACAGCGCACUUGGAAAGCGACCCGAAGGCAUCUUGAAAUAGAAAUUCAAAAGGAGGAGGGAGAGGAGGAGGAGGAGGAGAGAAAGGAGGGGGCUUUAGAGUGAGAGCAUUGGUAUUCCAGGCUCAAAACCUAGCAUGGCUGUGCAGAAGAAACACUGUGACAUCCCUCCAUCACAGGGACCUCUUUCUACACGUACCAUCGAGAGCCAGAAGAAGAGGAAUGGAUUUGAAAGAACAGGAGACAAUGGUGGUUAUAUCAAACCAAAUUCACAGGCAAAGAAAGCCGCCUGUUCUGUCAACAAGGCUGCCGAAAUCUGUAACACAGCCACCCCACGGGCCACUGCAGCAGUGACAACAAAGUAUCAUUUUGCCCAUGUAGUGGCUAAUGGACUAAAUGUUGACGAGAGGCUGAAAGCGGCACGGGAAAGAAGACAGGAGCACCAGAAGUUACUUGUGUUUCGGGAACAGGGCAGGCUGGAGCGGGAGCAGCGGGCCAGGCGAUACUAUGAACAACAACUGCAGGAGCGCAAGAAGAAACUCCAGGACCAGAGGCUCAGAGAGGAGCGGAAGCGUGCUGCUGUGGAAGAGAAGCGCAAGCAGAGACUGAAGGAGGAGAAAGAGCGAUAUGAGUCUGCAGUGCGUAGGACAGUGGAGAAGAGCCAAAAGGUCCAACAGAGCCUCAGUCAAUACUCGAGAGGAAGGAAGCUCACCAAAAAUAUUCCACGUCGCCUGCCACUGACAACCUGGGAGAAGAACUUGGUCAAUCGCCUGCUUACCCCUACAUACUCUUAUCUGGCCAGGAGCAAGAGUGCUGGUUGUCAGUCAGGAGACCAAGUUGUCCAUGUUUGUCGCCGUGCAGUUUCAUUCCACUCCAUGAAUUCCACCACCACCACCACCACCACCACCACCCCCCCUCACAAACCCCAGCACCAUUCUGGUUCAGCCCACCACUGGCCAUCUGCCUCCCCCAGGCCUAACAACAGCCAGCACAGAAGCAUCAAUCUGGCACAGAUCACAACAGCAAGACAGCAAGAUACUAAUAAGAAGAACUCAAAUACCAGAUCUCCUGCCGUCAACACCAGUUUGAAACCUGCCAAAGAUACACAGAGCAGAACAACCUCUCCCUCACCUAAACGGACCCUCCGAAGAUCGGUCAGCAGACAUUCAACCCCGCUGCAGCUCGAGCUCCCACCGGUCCCUGAGGAAGAUGGUGCUCUUUGUAGUUCUGCCCUCUCUCCUGGUAACUCAAGGCCUGUCAGGACAUCACAAAUGAAAAUGAGGGAUGAAAAUCCACCAGAGGCUCCAUGUUCGAACCUGCCCGACAAAAAGUCAGCAGCUACAACCAGAACCGCUGCAGGAUAUAGAAGUCCCCCCCAAACGCCUCCUCAUCCAGCUCCACAGCCUCCUGAAGUCACAUGCAGGCCUUCGGCUGGGACUUCAGACCCAGGGGAGGCCUCACGUCUCCUGGCUGAAAAGAGGAGAGAGGCCCGACUACAACGGGAGAGAGAGGAGCAGGAGCGCCUGCAAAGAGAGGAGGCCGAAAGGCGGAGUCGUGAAGAACUGGAACGCAAGAGGGCAGACGAGCGAGCCCGACAGCAGGCCGAGGCUCAGCGUCUCAUAGAGGAGAAGAUGAGAAGGGAGGAAGAGGAGCAGAGAAAAGCUGAGGAAGAAAGAGCUCAGGCUAUGAGGGAAGCCACCCUUCUGCAGAAACAGAGAGAGGAGGAACAAGCCAGAGAAAAGGAAAAAGCAGAGCAGAUGAAACAAGAGCGAGAAAUACUUGCACAGAAAGAGGAGGCGGCGCGCCAAGCAAGAAAAAAGCGACUUGAGGAGAUCAUGCGGAGAACCAGAAGGACAGAUUCUCCUGAUACGAAAUCUGUACCAGUGAAGAUUUUGCCAAAUGAAGCCCAACCAAAGGAAAACACAGAGCCUGUGCACAAUGGCACCAUAGAAGAUGUUGUCAAGCUGCCAGUGGGGACGAAAACCUCACAGCUGGGGCUGAACAACGAGGAGGACAUGGUACCUGUUGUGGCCUUCAAAGAACGCAGGUCCCUCAGGACUCUCACAGGCCUGGAGGAAAUUCAGACCCACCAACGAGCAGAGGUCAUCUGAGCACCUGCGAAGUGGGCAGACGUUUAAGGACUUUGUUGGAGAGCUGUGAUUUCUCUGUGAAACACAGGAGUUACUGCAGUACAGCCAUUUUGCUGCCCUUCGGCACCUUUAAAGAGCAUGUAAGAUUACAGCCUUGCCUCUCACCGAGGACGUCAGCAUUUGGUCACUUUUCUGUGUGUAACCAGUGGCACAAAUAUUGUUAAGUUAUUUAUUACUUUCUUCAGUACAGCAGGUUUCUGAACUAGUAAUGACUAUCCAAAAACCAGUAGAUGUAGACAGUGGUAAGAAUAGUUUGCUGGCGAGUGUUGCCUCUGUACAGAUACUAGGAAUAGCCAUUCUAACAAUCACAACAUAUGUUAGCCAUUUCGCUUUUUUGCUUAUUCCUGAUAUUUCUUGCAAUCUAAGCACUUUUCCCUCCUCAGUUUUGUCACUGUGGAAUUAGAAUAGCUUGAGUGGUGGUUUGCGCUAAGAACACAAGAUUUUAGGUUGUUGGUGAAAGUUCCUUUCAUGAUUUAAUUCCUAAUUUAUUUUGUGAAGUAAAGCAAUCACGAAUUUCAACGCUGCUAAGGAAAUUAGUUUCCAAAGACUUUGCUUUAGUUUUGUGAGUGUUUUAGAGAAUACAAUGCACAAAGCCUUUAUUGCACUUGACAGUUGCUUUGUUUGAUAUUGCGCAACCACUUUACAAAGGAAAGUCUGAGGCGUAGGAGGUUAAAUAAGUUUAUUAAUAAUAAAAGUAUAUCAAAAAAUGUAUCUGAUCAUCAAUAUUUGAUCUUAUAGUUGAAGUAUUGCUUAUAGCUAUCACUUGUUAACCUGUUAAAGUUUAAAUAUAUGCCAUAUUUCAUUAAAGUUGAAACUAUGCUGCA